Mandrillus leucophaeus (drill) is the source of this 702-nucleotide messenger RNA. Its product is annotated as NKG2-F type II integral membrane protein-like. The transcript has 6 exons. The record is from RefSeq and is a predicted model, not a curated record. Bases 1 to 702 code for a protein of 233 amino acids. NCBI's taxonomy places the organism in Eukaryota, Metazoa, Chordata, Mammalia, Primates, Cercopithecidae. Gene Ontology annotation, biological process: positive regulation of natural killer cell mediated cytotoxicity; stimulatory C-type lectin receptor signaling pathway.
AUGAAUAAACAAAGAGGAACCUACUCCGAAGUGAGUCUGGCCCAGGACCCAGGGAGGCAGCAAAGGAAACUUAAGGGCAAUAAAAGCUCCAUUUCAGGAACCGAACAGAAAAUAUCCCAAGUAGAAUUAAACCUUCAAAAUGCUUCUUCAGAUCAUCAAGGGAAUGACAAGACAUAUCACUGCAAAGGUUUACUGCCACCUCCAGAGAAGCUCACUGCUGAGGUCCUGGGAAUCAUUUGCAUUGUCCUGAUGGCCACUGUGUUAAAAACAAUAGUUCUUAUUCCUUUACUGGAGCAGAACAAUUUUUCCCUGUAUACAAGAAUCCAGAAAGCAUAUGAUUGUGGCCAUUGUCCUGAGGAGUGGAUUACAUAUUCCAACAGUUGUUAUUACAUUGGUAAGGAAAAAAGAACUUGGGAAGAGAGUUUGCUGACCUGUGCUUCAAAGAACUCUAGUCUGCUUUCUAUAGAUAAUGAAGAAGAAAUGCAACUUCUGGGCUCCCUGUCAGUUCUCUCAUGGGUUGGUGUCUCUCGUAGCAGCAGUGAUCAUCCAUGGGUGUCAAUAAAUGGCUCAAUGUUCAAAUUGAAGAUAGCAGAAUCAGAUAUUGGAAAACAUAACUGUGUAAUGCUGUGCUCAUCUGGCCUUAAAUCACACAGAUGUGGAUCUUCACAACUGUAUACUUGUAAGCAUAAACUUUGGAAUUAA